AUGGAAAAUUCAUACACCCUUCUUGCAGAUUUGAAAGCCGGGAUAUGCUUUAACGCUGUGGAGGUUCGUUUGCUGAGGUUCUGGGAGGCUAGAAAUGUGAGGAAAGGUGGUGAGUUGAAGAGUGUUGAUCUGCUUUUCGUCGACGAAAAUCUUCUUGACUUGGCCAACACCGGCAAGCAACUGCCUGAUGUUAUUGGUGAGGUGAAUGCAAUCAGGAGCACAAUCACUAACCUUAUAGCAGGUUCUCAGUGUGUGAUGCUUACUCUGCGCCUGCAUAGUGGUGAGAACGUUUGUAUUAGAAUGUUUGAUUCAAUGGCUGUAGCGUUCCAUUCAAAGUUUGACGGCUAUGAGAAAGAACCCAAAAUUAUCCUUGUCACAAGCGUCAAUCCUAAAAUAGUUGGAGGCCGUCUAUUUAUGAAUGCAACUUUCGGGACACACCUCUACUUCGACUCUGAGACCGCUGUUGGGAAGGAAGUGUAUAACACUUUGGUUGGUGAGGGAUCAUCCCAAUCAAGUUCUUCAUCCAAGAUCGUGCAUGCCCAAAAGAUUGAGCCACUGACGGUUUCUGAGCUUAACCACUUCAUCAACACUGCUGACUCUCAAAUUAUUGAGUUCCUCUGCACGGCUAAAAUUACUGGCAUCCAGCAGGAAGACGGUUGGUCAUAUAUUGGUUGUUCCAAGUGUUCAAAGAAGCUGGUACGAGAGGUUUCUUCCUUUACAUGUGUUUCACAUAAUGAAACCAAUGUCGUAGCCACUCUGAUCGCUAACAUUAUAUACAUUAGGUACCGCGUCACACUCUCUGUGUCAGACCACACUGACACUGCAUCCUUCCUUGGUUUUGAUAUGGAGAUGGCUAAACUGACUAACAUUCAAGCCUCUAAGGCUGCACAAAUUGUGGUAAGACAUGAAGUGAAUCACUAG
This is a messenger RNA of Eruca vesicaria subsp. sativa (arugula), 921 nucleotides long. The record is from the annotation of a GenBank genome assembly. Lineage: Eukaryota; Viridiplantae; Streptophyta; Magnoliopsida; Brassicales; Brassicaceae.